AUGGCGCGGCCCUCCAACGACCGUAUCGAUUUCGAUCUUAUCGAGAAUCAGAAAGAAAACAUUCAAUCGCUGCCCAGUGGAAGGUCUGCAAAAGCGCUAGCAGCAGUCUUUUCUCCUCGACCCUUGGACCAGAGCUCACGCUCGUCGGAGCUAGACGAAACGAGGACGCUGAAUGAUGCGGUUCGACGGGAAUAUGAAGCUGAGCUGGAGUCCAUCGCAGAAUCAGAUGACCCUCUCGAUAUUUACGACCGAUAUGUGAAAUGGACACUGGACGCAUAUCCUUCUGCCCAAGCAACGUCGCAAUCAGGGCUGCUCCCACUUCUAGAACGCGCAACCAAUGCGUUUCUAAGCUCAACACAUUAUAAGAACGAUCCAAGAUAUUUACGGCUCUGGCUACAUUAUAUACAACUUUUCUCUGAUUCUCCAAGGGAGACGUUUGCAUUUUUAGCGAGGCACGGUGUUGGUGCGCAGCUGGCGCUGUUUUACGAAGAAUUUGCCUCGUGGUUAGAGCGGGAUGGAAGGAUAGCACAAGCUGAAGAAGUAUACAAAAUGGGCAUUGAAAAGGAAGCAAGACCGAUUGAACGGCUUUUUAGGAAAUUCGGGGAAUUCCAGAAACGAGCAGAACAGAGACCAAGCGGCUCUGAUGGUCCUUCUUCUCCUGCUCUUCCCAGAGUGCGGCCAGCAUUAGCUGCAAAGUUUGACCCCUUUGCAUCGUCUGCGGCAAGUCAGGAUCCUCAGGCUGAACCCCCGAGAAGCGGGCUUGGCGGCGGAACCUCGACGAGCAGGUCCCGCAGCGGUAAACCCAAGAUGGCCAUCUUUUCUGAUGCAGAUGGAGAAGCUGAAGCCACAAAAUCGGGCUCUAGUCCCGGAACAAGAGGGUGGGACAACAUUGGGUCAUUGAAAGAUCGCAGGAAAGAGAAUACCAUUGAGCCAACUCCGUGGGCUGGGCAGACAUUGAAGGCUGGGAAGAAGCCCGCGGCUACCCAGAAGAUGACUGUGUUUAAAGACGAGACUAUUAACGUUUCACGAAAUAAUAAAGAACGAGUUGACCCCCGAACUGGAAAAAUUGAACGUGUUGUUGUUAACCUUGAGGCCAUAUACCCUGAUUCUCAUAACCCAGCAGUUGAAAUGAGCCUUGAUGAGCUUAGAGCAAUUCGUCGUGGUUGGAUGAGUAAAGAUUGGUCUAAACAAAGGAAAAAGCCACUAAGGGAGAUACCUCAAAAUGAGAUCACAGUGAGAGACCCACAUAUAAAUGGAAAUGACCAUGGCCCAGAUAAACAUCUAUCCAUGGCCAUGCAAGAAAAGCUCCAAAUCUAUGAUGAGGCUGGUAGAGAUCCCAAGCUGGCAAAAGGGAAGAAAGCAAAGGUGAAAGAAAUCAAAAUGGAGACACAAAUAGUCAAAACCAAUCUUGAUUCGCCCACUGGACCAAGGAUUAAGAAGAGAGGCUCUACUGAGCCUACAAUGACAUUCCAUACUAAAGAGGCUACAGAUGAGAUAUAUGGCAUAUUUAAUCAGCCACUAAAGUCUGAGCUUCAGCUUGCCAAAGAUCUAGACAGUGUCUAUGGAAGUGACUAUGAGGAUGAUGACUGUGCUAGUAUAGGGGAAAGCACUACUACAGGGGCCAUUUCUGCCCCAGGCAGUGAUUUUGAAGAUGAUAAGACAAAUACCUUUAAAGCAAGUAGAGCUAUUAUAGGAGCAGACGGACUAAGGGACCAAACAGAGGAGGAUAUCACUAGUGCUAGUGCAUGGACUGAAUUCUCCCCUGAAGAACAUGUCCCAAGGCCCGGAACAAUGACACCAAGAGAUGAAGAGGACACUGAGAGCUCUGAUGGCCGAGAAACAAUGCCUACUCCUCGGCAAGGUGAUCGCAUCGUUCACCAGGAAGAAAAUUUUGUCCUUGUGCCACCAGAGGACUACAAUCCUCCUAGAGGCCCCUACAGAGAUUCCUUUGUGGCCGCGCAAAAUCGACUCCCUUUUAUGACACCGAUUGUUGAGCACACUGAAACCUCGCUCGCCUCGACGAUGUUCAAAAACAAGCACUACAUGAGCUCGAAAACCCCCUCCAAGAAUUCCAAGCCUCUCUUUUCAGCAUCAACUCCAGCUAUUCCAGAGAUCGAUGAUCUGAUGCUAGCAGGUCAAGACGACGCGGAAUUUGACAUGCUUGGGGACGAGUCACCUAGUAAGAUGGCUGGGAAGCUCAAGUCACCUCAGAGCAUGUUCAAGCGAGGUGGUCUUAUUGAACCUCGUGUGCUCAUAGAGGAUGUUCAGUGCAAUCCCAUUGAAACUGCCAUACGAGAUAAGAUUCUGAAGGGGCUUCAGCCUCCGUUGCGCGUCUAUCCAGGCUACAAUGACCACACAUCUCAAAUCGGUGGGAACGGAGCUGAGAUCAAGAAAUACCUAAAAGCCCUGGCAAAGCCACCCAAAGCACAUGGAAGUGAGAAGCAGUUCACCAUACCACCAAUUAUCUGCCUUUCAGGGGCAGCAAGAAGCUACGCGGUGAAGCGGGAGCUUGGGGAAGGGGGGUUUGCUCCCGUCUACCUUGCCGAAAGCAUCGAUUCUCCUGAUACAUUCUCAGACUCUGAACAGGAGAAUUUUCCUGCUAAAAGUUCUCACUGGACUGGUGGAAACGGCGCGGUUCUCAGGGAUUUAGAGCGCAAGUCUCUGGAAGCCCUGAAGGUUGAAUCUGACCCGCCAUCACCCUGGGAAUUCUAUAUGCUUGUGACUGCCAGGAACCGGAUCGAGAAUUCAUCCUACUACCGACGCGCGAAGGAUAGCAUUGUUCAAUGCCAUGAAAUACAUAUGUUCAAGGAUGAGUCAAUUCUCGUGGAAGACUACUUAAACCAAGGUACUUUGCUGGACCUCAUCAACAUCAAAACAGAGUCUACUGGCCCAGUGGCGCCCUCAGAUCAAUGCCUGGAGGAGGUAGUGAUUAUGUUCUUUGCAGCAGAGCUAUUCCGGACAAUUGAAGCCCUCCACUCCUGUGGGAUUCUCCACGGGGAUCUGAAGCCCGAUAACUGUCUGGUCCGGCUGCCUGGGCCAGCUUCCGCAUCCACAAUUCCUACCCCUCGAAGCGGUUCCCUGCUAGCUGACGAUGAAGGCUGCCGCCCUGAAGACGGAAGUACUGGGUACUCCCCAUCUGGGCUUUAUGGUUGGAAGGAGAGAGGGUUGACACUGAUAGAUUUUGGACGAGCUAUUGAUAUGCGCGUUUUCAAGCCGGAGGUUCAAUUCAUUGCUGACUGGAAGGUGGGCCAGCACGAGUGUGUUGAGAUGCGCGAGUGUCGACCAUGGACCUACCAGGCCGAUCUAUACGGUCUGGCGGGGACUAUUUACGUUAUGCUGUUUGGAAAGUACAUGGAAGUGUCCCAAGUAACUGAACGAACCAGCGACAGGCCUGUGUCUCCCAACCUUGGAAACGGGCGAGGUGUAGGAGCCCAAAAGACGUACAGAAUCAAGGAAUCGUUGAAACGAUACUGGGAGCGCGAGAUAUGGUCGGAUGUGUUUGACCUGUUGCUUAACCCUUUGAGCCCAAAGUGGGUGGAGAUUGAACGCAAUGCUCGCGAGAAGGCUUCACCCGGUGGUGGAGAUGGCGACAAGCAGCCUACCUUCCCCGUUGUCCACUCGAUGAGACUGGUGCGAGAGAAUAUGGAGGCUUGGUUGGUUGCCAACGCAGGCCGCAAGGGACUACUAGGUCACCUUGAAAACUUGGAGAACCUGAUUGCACGCAAACGGGGGAAGCGAGAUGCCUGA
Messenger RNA from Trichophyton benhamiae CBS 112371, 3747 nucleotides. RefSeq lists its product as uncharacterized. Gene Ontology annotation, molecular function: protein kinase activity; ATP binding. Bases 1 to 3747 code for a protein of 1248 amino acids. Gene Ontology annotation, biological process: protein phosphorylation; mitotic spindle assembly checkpoint signaling; meiotic sister chromatid cohesion, centromeric. The transcript is spliced from 3 exons. NCBI's taxonomy places the organism in Eukaryota, Fungi, Ascomycota, Eurotiomycetes, Onygenales, Arthrodermataceae. The record is from RefSeq and is a predicted model, not a curated record.